Molecule: messenger RNA, 854 nt
Organism: Moneuplotes crassus
Lineage: Eukaryota; Ciliophora; Spirotrichea; Euplotida; Euplotidae
Source: the annotation of a GenBank genome assembly
GUUUUUAUAAUAAUAAAAUGGAAAGUAUUACUAAAGCUACUGAAGAAGAGAACACCCAGAUAAUCCGCCUAGAGAAAUCUGUCCUGGCAGAAGCCAAGGAGCAAGAGGUCAUCACAUGCCAGAGCAUCCUCUAUAAGGUUCGCCCAGAUGAAGAAGUUGAGCCAUCGGAUCCAGACUCCGAAGAAGUUUCAGAAAACAGUAGACUUAGCAUUUGGUUGGAUGACAUCAGAGAAGAAAGACUUUUGAAAAGUUUGAAGUGUCUUAAGGUUUUUGAUAUAGACUACCUUGAGUUGGGUGGGAUUGCUUCUAAAAAUAGGCGUUUUGUUUUAAAUUUCUUACAAUCCUCAUUCCCAAAUAAAAAUAAGAAUCUCGCUUUUUGGUGCAGUGGUCAAAUGGAUUUGAAAAGGUGCAACUACUUAAACUCCCUGACCAGACACACCUUCAAAGUCGUUCGACAAGUUGACUUUGAAUAUUUCAGCAUUGUCCUCCCCCAACUCAAGAGGCUGGUGGCAGCUUUCAGAUAUGUGAGAAUUUUGGGAUUGAAAUGGUGCAGGCUAUCUAUCCCAAGUGUUCCUGAUUUGUCAAAGGCUCUGAAGAAUUGCCAAAUCCAGGAAAUAGAUUUAGAAGGAUCAGGAAACUCGGUUAGAAGUGAUUGGGAGAACAACUUCGACGAGUUUAAGAACUUGGUACAAGGUUUAGCAAGCUCUCCAGAUUUAAAAUUGAGUUUUGAAAAAGCAUAUGUCCGUUGCUGCGGCCUAACCCAAAACAAAGUUGAACAAGUCUUUGAAGAAGACCAGCUUGGAGGAGUUAACAUAAUUGAUGGAGGUUAAAUUUUGGCUAAAUUUCUUAUUUUA